Molecule: messenger RNA, 2394 nt
Organism: Neolamprologus brichardi
Lineage: Eukaryota; Metazoa; Chordata; Actinopteri; Cichliformes; Cichlidae
Gene: prpsap2
Product: phosphoribosyl pyrophosphate synthetase-associated protein 2
Biological process (GO): 5-phosphoribose 1-diphosphate biosynthetic process; purine nucleotide biosynthetic process
Cellular component (GO): cytoplasm; ribose phosphate diphosphokinase complex
Molecular function (GO): magnesium ion binding; ribose phosphate diphosphokinase activity; ATP binding
Source: RefSeq, a predicted model, not a curated record
AAAACCUCACCUCACAGUCUGUUCGAGUCAGGGGAACAGGUUGGAAAGAGCCCGACGGAGGCUCGUACAAUCAAAUACUGUUGGUUGCAGGUUGUAACCGGAUCUAACACGCAAGCUGGAAGGGCUCAGUGCAGCGUGGGUGCCCAGGGAUCCACUGCCUGAGUGUGGGGAGAGCAGCGGCCGAGACCCCAGAGACAUGAACCACACCAAGGGUGGCCUGGUCAUCUUCACCGCCAACUCGCACCCCUCGAGCCGUGAGCUGGGCAAGAGGAUUGCAGAGCGUUUAGGGGUGGAGCUUGGCAAGGUGCAGGUGUACCAGGAAGCUAACAGAGAAACGCGGGUACAGAUCCAAGAGUCGGUGCGAGGCAAAGAUGUGUUUGUCAUCCAAACGAUGUCAAAGGACGUGAACACCACCAUAAUGGAGAUGCUGAUCAUGGUGUACGCAUGCAGGACGUCCUGCGCCAAAAGCAUCACGGGCGUUCUCCCCUACUUCCCCUACAGCAAGCAGUGUAAGAUGAGGAAGAGGGGCUCCAUCGUGUCCAAGCUUGUUGCAUCAAUGAUGUGUAAAGCUGGCCUCACCCACCUGAUCACCAUGGACCUCCAUCAGAAAGAGAUCCAAGGCUUCUUCAACAUCCCAGUGGACAAUUUGAGAGCCUCCCCGUUUCUGCUGCAAUAUAUCCAGGAAGAGAUCCCCGACUACCGAAACGCUGUGAUUGUUGCCAAGUCGCCAGCUUCUGCCAAAAGGGCUCAGUCGUUCGCCGAGCGGCUGCGUCUGGGUAUCGCAGUGAUCCACGGAGAAGCUCAGGACGCCGAAUCAGACCAAGUAGACGGCCGACAUUCCCCACCCACCGUCAAGACCACCGGAGCCAUUCACCCCAGCAUGGAGAUACCAUUGUUGAUCCCUAAAGAGAAGCCCCCCAUCACUGUGGUGGGAGACGUCGGAGGACGCAUCGCCAUCAUAGUGGAUGACAUCAUCGAUGAUGUGGACAGCUUCGUGGCCGCAGCAGAGACGCUGAAGGAAAGAGGGGCGUACAAGAUUUUUGUCAUGGCGACGCACGGCCUCCUCUCCUCAGACGCCCCCAGGUUCAUAGAGGAGUCGGCAAUCGAUGAGGUGGUGGUGACCAACACGAUUCCCCACGAGCUCCAGAAGCUCCAGUGUCCAAAGAUCAAGACGGUGGACAUCAGCAUGAUCCUGUCAGAGGCCAUCCGCCGCAUCCACAACGGAGAGUCCAUGUCCUACCUGUUCCGCAACAUCGGAGUGGACGACUGAAUAACCUGUGUCACACACACACACACACGCACACACACACGCACACCAUUUGCCUUCUCAAUCCCCUCCUGAUGAUGAAUGAUGAUCAGCACGCUGCAGUGCUGCCUCUAUCAUAACACACGAACAUGAAUGCUCACCUGUCCUUUGAUUGCAGCUGAAGGAUGUGGUGAUGAACACACACUCUCAUGCAUACGUAUCUAAGCACACCUGGUUUUGUUCUUAGCUUUGACCAAACACACACACACUCUGAUUAGUGUCCCCAGUGGAUGUUAUGGGAUUACUGCCGAGCUCUCCAGUGGCUGCGCUCCACACUCCUCACUACUUUUUGUCUUGUGUCUUUCCCCCAUAGAAAUGAUGUCGAGGUUCAAUCAGCUCACGUUAGUACUCGUUAGCACUGAAUGUGUCUGAUGUUAUUAGUAAAGGAGAUUGUACUGAUGACGUCAGUGCCUUCCACAGGACACAACACAGGCCUUCGCUGCUGUUUUACACCUCGCCCUCGUUAGCAACUCUGGAAUAUACGGCUUCACAUGUUGUGCAUGUUCAAAUCCAAAUGUGUGUUUGAUUAUUUCUGUGGUGUCUGAAUGUGCAACUAACACGGCUCAUUGCGACUCGUCCCAGCAGCCAUACGUCUGAGUGGACGCCAUGUUCAGAUGUUAAUCUGGUGUCAAAUCUACUAAAUGCUAAUGUUGAUCUGCGUUUAACAGGAAGUCUUUGGAUCUUGAUAAUUGGAUGUUCCAUUUAAUGACAGUAUAAAUGUGCCAUCAUCUCAAUACUUAGUGUUGAAUAUUUGUUCGUGUCACAAAUAAACGGCUCCGGAUGAUUCAAAACUGACGCUCCAGUUCCAGAUUUAAAGUCAGUCUCUGGUUAGAAGUUUGAAGUUGUUCUUAAUAAACUGGAAAUCUUCCAUUGUUAGAUCCCUGUGAAGGAGACUGAAGAAGUUUGUUUCAACACUUUGUCCAAGUUUAAAUAAAACUUCAAACUGUGGCUAAAACAGGAAAAAUACAUUUUUCUGACUAGCAAAACUUGACUGAAGCGGGUCUUUGUCACUUUAUCAGAUGCUCCCAAAAUGUUUUGUAUUUAUUUUCUGGAUUUAAUAUGAAUAAAGAAAACCUAUGAAAGGAAAA